CUCGCCCACUUUGUUUGCGCUUCCUCGUGUCGAGGUUGGGUAUUUUCCCGCCUCUUUUCUGUGGUCCAAAAUUAAUUUUGGACCACUUUUGCUUCCGCCGGAACUCUACAAUUAUCUCACGACCUCACAUGGAACACCCGUGCGCUUUCUUCAGGUGUAACUCUCCCGGCAAGACGCCUUGAAGUGUUCUUUCUACCCACCAGUAGCUUUCUUCUCGCAGGGCAAAUAUUAUGAAUGAGAUCGCGUACAACAAGGUACAGGCAGACGGCGCGGAGAGACAGAUCCGUGUUCUGAGGUGGACCGUCGCGGGUCUGUUUGCCGCUGUUGUCUGCCUGACCGGGGGUUUUGUCUACGUGACCGUAACUCUCUUCAACAAACUGGACAGCCUGGAGCGGGCAGGGCCAUGGACGGGACACGACAGGGGAGGGCUGACACCGGGUUCUAGUCCCGGGGGCACGGGUUCUAAUCCCACCAUUCAGGAGAUCGUGACAGAAAUCUUGAAGAACGAAACUCUCUGCAGGGAAAAACAUACAGACCACCACAGAAGAAGAGAGUUCGUGCCACAGGGUCCGUUCACCCUGCAUAAUGACACCAGUCAGACGUACCUGGCCAAACCCAUGGCGCACCUCACGGGAAAAUCCGCCUCAGGCCGCCACACUAAGAGGCAUGGCCGGGGAGAAACCAUGAAGAUCCAGACCUGGGAAACUCGGCAGGGCCUGGCCACCAUCGCCAACGGCAUGUCACACAGGGACGGGGCCAUCCGGGUACCUGUGGACGGACUGUACUAUGUCUACAGCCAGCUGUAUUUCCGGCACGUGCGCCCCCAUGCGGACGACGGGAGUCCUGCAGCAGACACAGGUGACCAUCAGCUGCUGCACUCCACCUACAAGAAAAGCGCCACCUACCCGGAAAAGCAGGAAAUCAUGAAGAGCGCUAGAACAAGAUGUUGGAGCAAAGACAGCCAGUACGGUCUGCUGUCCAGCUACCAGGGCGGAGUGUUCCAACUCCGGGCGGGGGACAGGCUCUUCGUACAAGUCAGUAACGUGGCCAUGGUCAGCUUCGAGGAGGCGGCCAGCUACUUCGGCGCCUUCAUGAUAUAGAGCGUCAGCGGCCAUGUUGGUGUCCCUGAUUUGCAUACAACUUGUAAGUGAAUCGUAGCGUUAUUCUUAGACAGUUGGGCUUUUCUGACACUACGAAAUAGCAAAUGUUCCAAGCUCACAGAACCAGGCUUGAGAGACCAGGAGAAUGCAUCAAAGCUAGCUAUGAUUGACUUUAUGCAAAUUAGGACACCAAUAUGGCGGAAAGUCGGCAACGUCGCCUUGCUAUUUCGGCGCCUUUGUGAUAUAGAACAUUAGUCGCCAUGUUGGUUGCACUGUUUGUAUGUUAGUACUUCGUAGCUCAAGUUUUCUGACAGAGCAUGGAGUUAGAAGGACAAGGUACUCUUUUCACAAGAAAAGAUCGUUGAUUUUUAUUUCCCAUAUGAUGCACAAUGUAGAACUAUGAUUUGAAAGAAAAAAACAUACCAGCAAUUCGAGAGGCACUUUUCAGUAAAACAAAUGUUAAAAAUCGGAAUAUUUCUCUAAGUAGAGAAAUGUCAGGCAGUAUUGGUCCUUUUUUACCAAGUUUUGUAAAGUUUUGUAAAUAUGUACAGAAUUCCUAGAAUUUUAACAGCUUAUAGAAGCUUUUCUAACUUCCGUUCUUUUGAAUGACAAGCAUAUCUUUCUACUUAAAUAGUCAAGAGCAACCUUGUGUAUAUUAUGUACAUACAUUUUAAUGCCAUUCUAGUGUUCAGGGCUCUCUUUGUACCAGCUUUUAUCUUCAAUUUAGAACAAUUUAGCUACAUGGACUACUAAAAGUAUUAGUCUAGUAUAUUUUUCAAUAAUUACAAAGAGGAUAUGUCCAAAGUGUGCAUGUACCACAGCUGCUAUGCCUACACUGCCAAAGAAAUACAUGAUACACGCUUUUAUAUCAUUUGUACGGAUUAACUUGACCAAAUAAAACAUUUCGUACAUGGAA
This is a messenger RNA of Branchiostoma belcheri (Belcher's lancelet), 2016 nucleotides long. RefSeq names its product tumor necrosis factor ligand superfamily member 10-like. Gene Ontology annotation, cellular component: membrane. Gene Ontology annotation, molecular function: tumor necrosis factor receptor binding. Lineage: Eukaryota; Metazoa; Chordata; Leptocardii; Amphioxiformes; Branchiostomatidae. Gene Ontology annotation, biological process: immune response. The transcript has 7 exons. The record is from RefSeq and is a predicted model, not a curated record. Bases 231 to 1100 code for a protein of 289 amino acids.